GUAUAUUUAUGACUCCAAUGAUUCUCGUACGUACAACGGACAGUUGACAGAAUUUGUGGUUUGUUUUUGUUGUUUCCAUUUAAAAUUAACGUAAUAAAAUAAGUGAAGUGGUGUGUUGGGCGAAAAUGGGAACAGUGACAUAUGGGAUGUGUGAAAUAUAUAAUAAUAACAAUUAAAUCGCGUGCUCGUCUUUCCGGAAUUAUUAUUCAAGUUGAAUUGGUGUAAAGUGUAGCAGAGUAUCGCUUGAAUUUCAAUUGCACAUCCACGUUCCAUAUAGUGAUGAAAUUCGUUUGAAAUAAGAUGGUCGGAAGAAGAGGAGCCCUAGAUUCCAAAUUAAUUAUAAAAAAGUUGAUUUCACACAGAGAAAAUGUAUUGCUUAAACUUGGAGUUCCAAGUGAUGACAUAUGGAAGAGAAAAUAUCUCCAAAAGCUUUGUACACUUUCGUUCGACGAAACAGCGACGGUUGUUGGAAUUAUUUGGAGUUAUCCGAAAUUAAUUUCAAUCGUAAAAAAAAGUUGAUUAGUGAAAACAAUGAUUUCGUAAACGAGGUGCUGAUAACAUUAAAUUUAGAUCCUUCAACAGUAAUAUCACUAAUUGAUUUAGAAAAUCUAAAGAUGAAUCCAGGAUGGGGUGACAAACUUUUGACUUUAUUGGAUGGUUAUGAUGCAGCUAAAAAUUGUAUUUGGGCUUUCGAGAAACAUCAUUUUGGAGUAGACAUAUUUUUAAAAAUUUUCGGAAGAUGUGAAGAAUGUAAUGCUUCGAUGGUUGGAAUUAUUUAUAACAGAAAAACUGAAGAUGAAUCCUUAAAGUUAUACAUGAAAAUAACACAUAUAAAUUAUGAUUUGCAUACAGGAGAUGAAGUAAGAACACAGACAGGACCGAGAAGAAAAAAAAUUGAUGCUAUAUUAAGUUCAGACUCUAUGCCCCUCCAACAGCGCUUGACAGCAAUUGCGAGCACAAGCACCAUUCACGAACAGGAAAAACCAAUACCAACGUUGAAGAGUCAACCGUUAUCCCCAACCAAAUUGAAGGUCACUAGACAGUCCACUUUGAAACCACAGCUGACACAGCCUAAAGUUACAGAAGAAGUCCAGAAGUCUGUAAAGGAAGAGAUCUGCCUAAAAUGGAACACGCACCAUACAAAUAUGCAGACUGCCUUUCCAGCUUUACUGAAUAAAGAACAGUAUUGUGAUGUCACUUUGGUAGCAGAAGGCAUAUCUUUGAAGUGUCAUAAGCUGAUACUUUCCUCAUGCAGUUCUUACUUCGAUGAAGUUCUAGAGAAAGUAAACCCCUACCAACAUCCCAUCAUUUUCAUGAAAGACAUUCCAUUCAACAUCAUGAAAGCCUUAUGUGAUUUCAUGUAUGUUGGUGAGGUUAACAUAGUGCAGAAUGAUUUGGAUCAAAUACUUGCUGUGGGAGAGUCAUUAAAAAUAAAAGGCCUGGCCAACAAAUCUGGCGUUGAUAAAAGCAAUAAUAACAACAACCAUGCAGAUACAAGUGAGCCUCAAAAGGUACCCAUGAAAUCUUCUAGAACCUCAACAAAACCUUCACUCCCAGAGAAAAACGUUUCUGUUAACGAUGUCGACAUAACAGACCCCUUGGAUUUGAUGGAACCAACCUAUGAAGAAGCAGCCACUCCUGAUAUUCCUCCACCAGUUCUCAAAAGAAACGAUCAACAAACUAGAAAAUCUACUGGUAGAAGGGUCAGGAAAAGGAAGCACAUAGAAGAUGACCAUGAACCUUCUCCACCAGUAUUCCGUCUAAGAAAAGGUACAAGGUCUAGACCGAAUGUGAAAGUUCCACGUUACUUUAACGCCAAUUUCGAUAACUCUGUACCAGCAUCCACCCAGGAAACUUCAGAAUUUUUGGAAACAAAUCAGGCUGAGGAAUCAUUUGUCGACCCUUACAUGAACAUUUUGGAACAAAUUAAAACUGAACCGUUAGAUAUUGAAGAUAGUUUUAUCACUUUCGAAGAGAAUACAUUCAAUCAUGAAAUGUCGAAUAUAGAAUCUGAGAUUGAGCAAUAUGGUACUGUACACGAAAUUCAAGAAACUCAAAAAGAAAUUAAACUAAAAAAAAAAACAUCUAAAAGAAAAAUGAAGGGGGAAUUAGAAAAACCAGAUCCAUUGAAUAUUGAUCAUAACUUGGAACGACAUGAAGAAGUAGGGGAUACAACAGUACCUGAGAGCAUUGAAAUACAACCUCAAGGCAUUAACAGAAGAGAAAGACUUGUGGAUAACUAUGUUACUGGAGAAUGUAGUGAUACAUAUCAUAUGGAAAUAGAGAAUGGUGAAAGAGAAGAAAUGCAUCUUGAAAAAACUGAUGUAGAGAAUGGACAUUAUGAGAAGAUAAUAGAUGAAAGUGCAAAUCUGGUAAAAAAUCAACUAUCUAAUAGUGACAAGGAAACAGUAGGUGAAGAAAUGGAAAGAAUUGAGACUUGUAUAGAGAAUAAUGAAACUGAUGAAACACAAACAGAAAAUCCAAUUGAAGAAGAAGAAAUAGCUCAGAAUAGUACUCAAAAUAAUUGUGAAAUAGAUAUGUCCCAAGUAGAAGAAAAUCAUACAGAGGAAAUGCAAAUUAGUCAUAAUGAUUUUCCUGGAAUAAGAAUCGAAUGUAGUUACACUGAUACUAUCCAAGAGGAGAAAAUAGAAUUCAAUGACGAAAAUGAAAUUGCAGUAGAUAAUAAGGAGGAAAAUAAUGGCCAAGAAAAGAGUAACAGUCAUUCAGUGGAAAAACAAAAUGAUGUCAAUGAUAGAACAGCUGAAAACAGUCAUGUGGAUACUAGCUAUAUACCAGAUUCAGAAACCUUGAUGGUUGCGCAGACUAGUGCUGGAAAAUUGGAUUCAAGCCAAGAUAAACCUUGUACAGUUCGGAAUAUACCAACUCUCGAGGAAAAUUCCAUUGAUGAUGUCUCUCUUCAUUUACCCGAAAGAUGUAAUAGCAGUGAAGUUUCAAGUUCAACAGUGAAAGAUUCUUAAAAAAAAAAGAUUGAAAUAUUGAUAAUGUACAAAAUGA
Harmonia axyridis is the source of this 3015-nucleotide messenger RNA. RefSeq lists its product as uncharacterized. Gene Ontology annotation, biological process: regulation of transcription by RNA polymerase II. Gene Ontology annotation, molecular function: protein binding. Bases 405 to 2978 code for a protein of 857 amino acids. Gene Ontology annotation, cellular component: nucleus. The transcript is spliced from 7 exons. NCBI's taxonomy places the organism in Eukaryota, Metazoa, Arthropoda, Insecta, Coleoptera, Coccinellidae. The record is from RefSeq and is a predicted model, not a curated record.